Molecule: messenger RNA, 885 nt
Organism: Beauveria bassiana ARSEF 2860
Lineage: Eukaryota; Fungi; Ascomycota; Sordariomycetes; Hypocreales; Cordycipitaceae
Product: GTP cyclohydrolase I, putative
Exons: 3
Coding region: 1-885 (294 amino acids)
Biological process (GO): tetrahydrofolate biosynthetic process; tetrahydrobiopterin biosynthetic process
Cellular component (GO): cytoplasm
Molecular function (GO): GTP cyclohydrolase I activity; zinc ion binding; GTP binding
Source: RefSeq, a predicted model, not a curated record
AUGCCCAAACACCUCAGCGAGACGGCCUCCGUCUCGGGUUCAUCCUCCUCCAGCGACAACUCAUCAUCCCGCAAGCGCAAGCGUUCCUCUGCCAAGAACUCCAACGGCGACGCCCAACAAACCACCAAGAAACCCUUCUCCGACAAGCACCUCGCCAACGGCCACCGUCGCAACUCGUCCUCCAAAGCUGCCCGCGAUCCCCGCGACGAUGCCCGAGCCGUCGCCGUACGCCAGCCUAACCCGGUCGUUGAUCACGAUGGUCUGAGCCGACCCGCCAAAGGAACCCGCGCGCGACUCGAGGAAACCCCCCAACAAGAAGCCGCUCGCUUGGAAAAGAUGCGCGCAGCCGUCCGCACUAUUCUCGAGUGCGUUGGUGAGGAUCCCGACCGCGAAGGUCUCCUCGACACUCCCUCGCGCUAUGCCAAGGCCAUGCUCUUCUUCACAAAGGGCUACCAGGUCAACGUCGACGACCUCGUCAACAACGCCCUCUUUAACGAGGGCCACAACGAAAUGAUUGUUGUCAAGGAUAUCGAGAUUCACUCUCUCUGCGAGCACCACCUCGUUCCGUUUACCGGCAAGAUGCACAUUGGCUACAUCCCUCGCAACACCGUCAUUGGUCUCUCCAAGCUCCCCCGCAUUGCCCAAAUGUAUGCCCGUCGACUGCAGGUCCAGGAGCGCCUCACCAAGGAGGUUGCCAAUGCCGUCAUGGACAUUCUCAAGCCCCAGGGUGUCGCCGUCGUCAUGGAGUCCUCCCACCUUUGCAUGGUCAUGCGCGGCGUCGAGCAGACAUCCACGUCCACCAUUACCUCAUGCGUCCUCGGCUGUUUCGAGCGCAAGUCCAAGACCCGCAAUGAGUUUCUCUCUCUCGUUGGCAUCAACCGAUAG